Molecule: messenger RNA, 3020 nt
Organism: Telopea speciosissima
Lineage: Eukaryota; Viridiplantae; Streptophyta; Magnoliopsida; Proteales; Proteaceae
Product: protein RRP6-like 2
Exons: 14
Coding region: 88-2925 (945 amino acids)
Biological process (GO): histone mRNA catabolic process; poly(A)-dependent snoRNA 3'-end processing; nuclear polyadenylation-dependent snoRNA catabolic process
Cellular component (GO): nucleolus; nuclear exosome (RNase complex)
Molecular function (GO): nucleotide binding; 3'-5'-RNA exonuclease activity; nucleic acid binding
Source: RefSeq, a predicted model, not a curated record
UUAUUCUUUAUAAUUAUUAAUGUCUCUCUACAUAAUGGUUUAAUCGAAACCCUAGCCAAUCUUUCUUGAUCGGUAAGAGCAGAGGCGAUGGAGAUUGAUUCGGUACCGGAGGAGACUUUGAAACAAAAAGCUGAAACAUUGCAAGCGUUGGCUAAUGGUCCUUUGGCAUCUUCUCUUUCGAAGCUUUCCGUUUCUUCUAGAGGUAUUCCUUCAGACAAAGACUUCCAUUUCUUUCGCAACUUCGACGAAUUCAAAGUUCCUAUGAAAGAAAUCGCUGAGAAAUCUGAAUCGCUGUUGAAAAGUAUUGGUUCAUCAAGUUUUCUAUUGGGGAAGGAGAUGACUUUUCCUAAAGAUUCAGAAGAAGCUUACGAGUGGCUGGUUAAUGUUAGUGACGAGGUCAUUGAAAGAUGUGAUGUUUCCAUGGAUGAAUUUAGCAGGCUGAGGAAGAAAGAAGAGGAUGUAGGGGAACGUAAUAGUUCGAUAAGCUCUGAAGAUGGGUUUCAGUUGGUUUACGGGAAAAAGAAGAAAGUAGGUAGUCACAGUAUGGAGACUGAGAAGGGACAAGAUUCGUGUCCUGUGACGUCAGUUAAGGUGGCUUCAAGGGAUAAGAAAACAACAGGGGCAAAGCCACGCGUGCCAUUCCAUAUACCAUCGAUUGUUCGACCCCAAGACGAACAUAAAAUAAUGGUUAAUAACUCGAACCAGCCGUUCGAGCACGUUUGGCUGAAGAGGAGUGGGGACGGGAGCAGAUUUAUACAUCCUUUGGAGGAGUUCUCUGUGUAUGAUUUUGUUGAUAGAAACAUUGGGGAUGUGGAACCAGUAAAACCGCUCCCUAUAGAGAGUACCCCUUUUAAGCUCAUUGAAGAAGUCAAGGAUUUGAAGGAGUUGGCUGCCAAGUUGCAAAAUGUGGAUGAGUUUGCAGUUGAUUUGGAGCAUAAUCAAUAUCGUUCCUUUCAAGGAAUGACGUGCUUGAUGCAAAUUUCUACUAGAAGUGAAGACUAUGUAGUUGAUACGCUAAAACUUCGGGUACUCAUUGGUCCACAUCUCAGGGAAUUGUUUAAAGACCCCUCGAAGAAGAAGGUUAUGCAUGGGGCGGAUCGUGAUAUACUGUGGCUUCAACGGGACUUUGGCAUAUAUGUCUGCAACUUGUUUGACACUGGACAGGCGUCUAGGGUGUUGCAAUUAGAGAGGAACAGUUUGGAGUAUCUCCUGCAUCAUUUUUGUGGAGUCACUGCAAACAAGGAAUACCAAAAUGCAGAUUGGAGACUGCGCCUGCUUCCUGAUGAGAUGCUUAGAUACGCAAGAGAAGAUACCCAUUAUCUAUUGCAUAUAUAUGAUCUUAUGAGAGCCAGAUUGCUUUCAGCACGUGCAGAAUCUGAAAGUGGUGAUGAUCUUCUCUUAGAGGUUUACAGACGCAGUUAUGAAAUAUGCAUGCAGCUUUAUGAGAAAGAACUUUUGACAGAUACUUCAUAUCUCUACAUAUAUGGGUUAGGGGGGGCUGAUUUCAAUGCGCAGCAACUGGCUAUUGUUGCAGGGCUUUGUGAAUGGAGAGAUGCUGUUGCCCGUGCAGAGGACGAAAGCACUGGCUAUAUAUUGCCAAACAAAGCUUUACUUGACAUUGCUAGGCAUAUUCCCCUCAAUGCUGGAAAGCUGAGGCGUCUAGUUAGAUCGAAACAUCCUUACGUUGAGCGCAAUCUUAGUUCUGUACUCAUCAUCAUUGAGAAUUCAAUCCAAAAUGCUGCUGCUUUUGAAAAUGCAGCUGAGCAACUAAAGAAGGGCCGCCAAGAAACAGAAUCAGAUGAAAAUGUGAAAGUGAUAGCUGAUGAAUCUGAAGCCUUACCAACUAUGGGGAUCCCUACAAGAAUGCUGACUGCAGCUGCUGAAACAAUGAACACAAAUGAUGAUUAUGAUAAUUCAGUAAAUGGGAAGAUAGGUGAAUGCAUAGCAGCACCGGUCCAGCUCAAGGAAGAGCCUUUAGAACUUGUGGGAAAUGCUUUUGAAAGUGGUACAUCUGGAAAAGGAGGCUCCUUUGAACUACCUGGUGAGGCUGGGAAAAUCAAGAAUGAACAGGAUUUUGUGUUAAAGCCUCCAACGGGAAGCCCUGCUCUUUUAGCACAAAUGGGUGACACAAAUAUUGAGAUGAGCUCUAGAACUUCUGCAAAACCUGUUACUGGAGCCACCAUCCAAAUGCUGAAGAAGCCAAGCAGAGCUUUUGGAGCACUUUUGGGGAAUUCAACCUCGAAGAGAAAGCUUAAUCCAGAACAAAAAGACAAUGCAGAGAUGAAGGUGGAGAAGAUCAAGUCAUCAGUAAACCUUCCAUUCCACUCGUUUUCAGGCAGUGACAAGCAGAUGAAACCAUUUUUCCAGGAAUGCAAGAAACCCGUGGAAAUUCAUCCCUCUGAACCUGUUGUCACACUAGCUGAGGCCAACAAUUUAGAAGAUAUUAUAUCAUUGGAGUGUGGCUUAGACGACGAGAAAUCAGCAGAUGGUGUACCAAAAGCUGCUAAUGAUGCUUUGCAUCCUAUGGAAAAUGACAAUGACAUAGGUUCCACUUUGGAACCAGAUACAGGGGAUGAACCCACGUCUCUGUCUGAUUUAUCAUCCAGCUUCCAGAAGUGCUUCCAGUCCAUAAAUCAUAACAAGAACAACGGGCAGGUCCAAAGCUCUCGUGAAUAUGAAGGUUUGCAGUUGAAGCCAUUUGAUUAUGCUGCAGCAAGGAAUGAGCUGAAAUUUGGGGAGGGCAAGGAGGCAGAGGGAGAAGGGAAGAGUGAUGAAGGCCGGAGAGGUCUGGUUGGCUCAAAGGAAAGACGCAAAAGUUCAGCUGCCAAUAGUGGCCCAAUAGAUGAGGGAGCUAAUGAUAAUCAGCAACCUAGACGACGCCAGGCUUUCCCAGUCACAGGGAAUCGAAGUGCAACUUUCCGUUGAGUUUGGAAGUGGUGUAUGCUCUCUUCUUCUUUUCUGUUGAUAAAACUUGGAAAAGGAAAAUGAAAAAGAUGAAAAAAAGAAAAAGGCAUUUUAGC